Messenger RNA from Blastomyces dermatitidis ER-3, 516 nucleotides. RefSeq lists its product as uncharacterized. The transcript is spliced from 2 exons. The coding region runs from base 1 to 516 and encodes 171 amino acids. The record is from RefSeq and is a predicted model, not a curated record. NCBI's taxonomy places the organism in Eukaryota, Fungi, Ascomycota, Eurotiomycetes, Onygenales, Ajellomycetaceae.
AUGCAAAGUAGACUGGCGGUCGCGCUGAAUGUGAACCAAUACGGGAGCAAAAUGCUCAGCUCACACGCCGAAUGCGUUGCUUUCGCUUUGCAGACCGCAAGUGCCCCUGAGUUGCAAACGAUCAAAGACAUGACUGAAAUAGACCCCUCUAAGCGUCCAUCCGCAGCGCAGAUGCUUGUAAAAUGUUAUAAUGGGAGGGGUCUUACAACGCCACGUAACGAGGUCCCUAAUUAUCCUAAGGAAAGUUUGCCCAUGCCCUUCCACACGGGCUUCCCGAACCCACAGCCGGGAUGGCCCCCGUCUGGUCUGGCAUAUCCCUCGCCUCCUGCCGUGCCCAACGAACAUUGGAUGGGUGCCCACACGUAUGAUGGACCCCAAUUUCCCCAACGGCAAACUAGGGCGCCUAAUCGAACCACAAGCGCGUUGGGCGCUCGAAGGCGGCCCCAUCCGCCAACCGAUAGCAAGCGAGAACCAACACAGCACGGAUUCCCCAGCAUGUUUGAGUGGAGACAGUGA